AAGUGGAGGGGAGGAGCAAAGGGCGGAAGUGGGUCUCGGUGCCCCAGGGACUGGGCCGAGCGGGGCGAAGCGGCGGCGAUGGGGGCGCACUUGGCCCGGCGCUACCUGUGGGACGCGGAGGUGGAGCCCGACCCGCUUCGGAUGCCCACCUUCGAGCCCACCUUCGGCUUCCCCGAGCGCAAGGAACGCGUGAUGAUAGCAACGCAGGAGCAGAUGAACGAUGCUCAGAUUCCUCUGGAUCAGCGUGAUUAUUGUGCGCAUUAUCUUAUUAAACUGAUGAAGUGCAAACGUGACAAAUUCCCUAAUAUCUUUGGGUGUGCACAUGAACGUCAUGACUGGGACUAUUGUGAACAUCUAGACUACGUUAUGCGCAUGAAGGAAUUUGAACGUGAGCGGCGUUUGUUAACUAGGAAGAAGCGAAUUGAAGAGAAGCAAAGAGCAGAAGCAGCCGCCACCUAAGUGGCUUCAGUGGGUCUCCAGGCCCCAUUUGUGGAAUCUUGUGUGGUUUGUUAUGCUGAUCAUAAUAAAGACAUUAUCUUAUGGCU
Anolis sagrei ordinatus is the source of this 545-nucleotide messenger RNA. RefSeq names its product NADH:ubiquinone oxidoreductase subunit B7 (gene NDUFB7). The record is from RefSeq and is a predicted model, not a curated record. NCBI's taxonomy places the organism in Eukaryota, Metazoa, Chordata, Lepidosauria, Squamata, Anolidae. Gene Ontology annotation, cellular component: mitochondrion.